Molecule: messenger RNA, 309 nt
Organism: Emiliania huxleyi CCMP1516
Lineage: Eukaryota; Haptophyta; Isochrysidales; Noelaerhabdaceae
Exons: 1
Coding region: 1-309 (102 amino acids)
Molecular function (GO): metal ion binding
Source: RefSeq, a predicted model, not a curated record
AUGAUCAACGACCACCGAGGCAGGGAGUACCUCGCCGCCCUGCGUGGCCUCCGCGCCGGCCGUUCCGCGCCGCGCACUCCGCCCGCGUGGGCACCCUUCCGUGACGGCGCCGCUUGCGCCGUGUGCUCGGCGCCCUUCGUCUGGGAGUCGACCUGCCGCUCGUCGGCGCAGGAGGUGUGUGCGCGCCACCACUGCCGCGCGUGCGGCCGCGUCGUCUGCGGCGCCUGCUCGGCGCACGAGGUGUGCCUGCCCGACUUUGGCAUCGUCGAGCCCGUGAGGGUGUGCGACGCGUGCGCGUGGACGCUCUGA